Molecule: messenger RNA, 2324 nt
Organism: Belonocnema kinseyi
Lineage: Eukaryota; Metazoa; Arthropoda; Insecta; Hymenoptera; Cynipidae
Exons: 3
Coding region: 190-2127 (645 amino acids)
Biological process (GO): positive regulation of cell motility; regulation of cilium beat frequency involved in ciliary motility; cilium assembly
Cellular component (GO): motile cilium; ciliary basal body
Source: RefSeq, a predicted model, not a curated record
UGAAUAACCUACAAUUAGACAACAUCUAAAAAUCAUCACGAGUUAUAAUUUAAUUUUUCUGAGACUGAUGUAAAGAUACUAAAACUUCUCCACAUAAAAAAUGACUUAGCCCAAUAACAAAAUUGUUCUUCAGAUACUAAUAAAUUCUUCGUAGAUGAACCAUAGUGAAAAUCUAUAAUUUCCGUGAAAAUGUCGAAAAUUCAGCAUUGCGGUUUUAUAUCCCUUUUAUACAGCAUUGGAGAAAAACCACUGUCCCUAUGGUCAAAGCACAUUUCGCCAGAUGGGAAAGUUCGUCGAGAGAUAGAUGGGAUUUUAAACGGCGACAAAGUUAUAGAAAUAACUGGUCCUCAUGAUGUUCCUGUUUGCACAAAUAUCGCUUGCCCUGCAGAUUCUAUGCAAGUUUUGAAUAUUAAGUUACCUAUUCUGGUUUUAAUAAUAAAAAAUUUGGAUUCGAAGCUCAAAUUCGAAUUUCAGAUACUCGAUAAGAAAAGGUACCGAAGAAAAUUUACUUUCACAACCAACGAAAGUAAACCAAGAGUAACUGUGUCUGCGGCCCAAUUACCACUAAAAUUAGAAAAAGAUUGGAAUCAUUUAGAGAUUAAUUUCCAAACCUUUUGUCAAGAUAUUUUUGGAACUGAAUACGAAGUUUUGCAGCGAAUAAUUAUAUACCCAAAUUGCCGUCUCCGGCGAAUUUAUCUGCAAGAUCGACAUUACAAAGAUGAUGAAACCCCAGUUGAAUUAUGUCAAGCAUUUUUCGACAUGUACAUGUUGAAAUGGGGAAUUCAUUUCGUUGAUAGAAGUUCUCAAACUGAGGAAGCCUACACGGGACCUCUCCAACCAUGUGAUCUAGAAUAUAUAGCGAAUGAAAGUAAAGCUUCAAUUCGAAUAAUUCCAGAGCCUCCACCAGUUGGUUUGUACAAUAUAUCAAAACGUACAGAAAACAAAUUAAUUAGCUGCUCGCAUAUGCUUGAUGAGGAUAAAAUCGUUGCCGUGAAGCCCAAUUCAAAGUCUGAUAACGAAGUGGAACCAAAAGGAAAAACCAAAAAGAGUACGACCAAAGAAAAUAAAUCACAGAAUGAGUCGAGAAACGAUAAUCCAGACAUUUUAAACGAAACAAAUGUACCAUCUCAAAAAGCAACGUUAACUUUUCCAAAUCUCGAGAAAAGCAAGUAUCUUCAAAUGCUCAAAUGCCCUUUUCUAAACAAUUCGGACAAAGAAGGAAAUAUUUUUUCUAAGUGGCCUUACAAAUUUGAAGACUUAAACAGGGGAAUAAAAAACGUUCCAAUAAUAAACAAUAGCAUUCCCAAUAAAUUAAAGAGCACGUCAAAGGAUCAUGAUAAAAAAACAGAACAAAAUGUUUUGAGCAUUCCUUCGAAUAAAUCAUUACUUACGGUAAAAAAUACUGCAUUCCAGGAUCAAAGUGUGAGAAAUAUAAAGAAUAUUGUAAAAGAAGUUCAAAGAGUUAGAGAACAAAUUAACAAUAAAAAUUAUAAUAUCAACUCGGAAGUAAAAUUUGGGAACUCUAACGAUUCUACAAUUCCGUAUUUCGUCGAAUUGGAGGCAAAACCUUCGGAAAAGAAAUCUAAAAGCAAACUCUUAACAAGUGAUAAGGUAGUGAGUGACUUUUUAAAAUCCCGAUUCAUCGCGAAUAAAAAGAUGUUUGAGAGAUUGAGAGAUAAAGGUUUAACAAUGACAGAAGUGGAAUUAUCGAUAUACAACUCCAAAAAUCGAAGGAACUGUUAUGGACAAGGAAAGAUCAUUGAGAAUUAUAGAGGCUCUAUAAAUAAAGCGACAGGUUUUGGGAUAAUAGAGCCUUUAAGACCCGGCCAGAAUUUAAAGAAAGAAAACUUGAAUAAUUUGGAGAAAUCUACAAAAUUGAAAAAGGAACCCGACGUAAUUCUAUUUCCGUACCAAGAUUCAACCACAAAAGCUUCGAGUACUCAAUUAUUUGCGAUUCCAGUAUCAAUUGGCACAGAAGAACAAAAACUGACUAUGAAAAAUUCAUCGAAAUCUCGCAGGACGAGCGUUAAUUAUUUGUGGAAAAAUACUAGAGACGGAAAUAAUGUCAAUAAAUUAUCUAAAAAUGUUAGGAGUAAUCAAAAGCCUCUAAAGAAAAUAAACAAUUAGGCACAUAAAAAUUAAAUAGAUUAUAAUGGGUUAGUUUUCUAAAUUUGUAAAAGGAUAUAAAACUUAAUGAAAAAUUCCAAUUUCUGAAGAUUCAAAAUACUGGCCUCGGAAUCAUUUGAGAAAUUCAAAAUAGUUUCAACAGUAGCAUAAAAUUAAAAAAAUAGUAGCAAAAUAGCUUGAUGCAAUUUUUAAAAUAU